This is a messenger RNA of Porites lobata, 12790 nucleotides long. Lineage: Eukaryota; Metazoa; Cnidaria; Anthozoa; Scleractinia; Poritidae. The record is from the annotation of a GenBank genome assembly.
AUGCCAUCAAAAUCAGAGGGAUUUGGUCUUGUCGCACUUGAAGCCUUAUCUGCAGGCCUCCCCAUUCUUGUGGGCAGUAGGUCAGGAUUUGCCAAAGCAUUAGAAAAUAUUCCUCAUGGUUAUUCAUGCAUCGUGUAUUCAGAUGAUCCUGCAGAGUGGGCAAAAUCAAUUGAAGGUGUUCGUAUCAGACAUGGAAUGCGGCUUAGAGAGAUCAAAGCUCUGAAAGUAUCCUAUGGAGAGAUGUACAGUUGGAGAAAGCAAUGUGACGCCCUUGUGGAGAGGAUGUGGAAAAUGAUCCAUGGUAUGUUUGAACUAUAUACUGGCUUAUGUUUGAACAUUUUUAGUACAUGUAAUAAUGGUAAGAUAAUUUAGUUCGUUGUAUCUUAUCGUGGCACAGGAUGGUCUAUACUUGUCUUAAUAGACUCCCCAGGUCUUGGACGCAGGUCACCGAAAAGUGCUUUGGGUAAUUGAGGUACAUUUACUACCCUUUGUUGAGCUCAAUAGUUAUCGCUAAAUGUUUUAAAUGAGAAGUAAAGCACGUUGGAAUAAGCUGUUCAGAACACUAUCUGCAUUCAACAUUAGCGACAACAAUAUAGACGAAAUAAUUAGCUAUAAAUUUCUCAAGAAUUUCCUACAAAAAGUUAUUCUUGAUUUGAUGUGUAUCUUAAAAGCCUAUUUUUUCAUUAAACAUCAUCCUGAUGUAAUAAUUUUAAUAAAAUUGCCGUCAUAACAAAAGUUUGUUUUCACAGGAUCCUCUGCGAAAGAAAACAAAAACCGAAGAACAGACGCCCCUGCUGAUGACGAUCGGCUUGUUUCCGAAACGUCCCCUGGUAGUAACUCUGAAAAGAAAGUUGAUGCUGCAUCAGGAAGUCAAACCGAAAUGUCCACAAAUACAGACUCUCCGUCUCAAAAUAGCCGUAAGGGUAAACUUUCAGGAUCUUCCCGUGACCCAGGUAUGAAUUUUUUUCUCUCUACUGCUCACUCACAUGACUCUGAAGGGUGGGAUGAUUUGUUAGAUUUCACAGAGGUGCUUUUUUGAUAGAGAUGUUUCAGUACUGUCUGAUCUUUUUUCGCCGAAUUUUAGCGUUUUAUUAGACCCGAACGGGAUUCUGCCGGAAUUUCGAUAAUACGUUCCUCAGUGGUGUCGUUUUUAUUUCCAGACAUCGUUAUCAACCACAGUUACCAGGACCUGAGUAAUGAACAGGAAGAAAUAGUUCAUGACUUUCUAUCACGUCACAUACAAGUGUACAUCAAGCAUCGCAAGGUUGCAAGAGCUGAUGAAGUGUCUGCUCUGAUCAAACAUAUAGAAAAGACGUACGACUUGGCCUUGGAAUCUGUUGGUGUGGGCUCUCUGGAGAUGAAAUUUCGAUGCCCCACCCUAGAGAGCCUUGAGCAUUUGUGGAGUGACUAUCAGUCAGGUUACCUUAAUGAGAUUGCUGAGAAAUAUCUUGUGACCAGUGACAUAAAGGAGAAGCUGAACUUGGAGACUGUCAGGUUAAAGACAACAAUUGAAGAUGAAAACUACCGGAAUUGCAGGAAGAUCCUAAUGGAAAAGUCAUGUAAGUUUGAGAGUUCUCUUACAGUUUAUGUUACAGAUUUAUCUACAACAAAUUGAUUAGUACCAUUUACUUACAGUGGGUCAAAAUUGACGGGGGCACAUUCUUCACUGAACGUCCUGUUUAAGAUCCAUCCAGGACAGGAUUGUUCAAAGCUGGGCAAGGAUAACCCAGGCUUAGUGCGAAAUUUGAACUCGGAUGUAAAAGCUUAAAAAACGAGUUCAUUCGUAUUCUUUUCGUCUACAAUUUGAUGAUUGGAUACGCUAAAAUUAAUAGCAAAAAUUAUCCGACGAAAUGCUUUUGAACGAAAGAAAAAGAAACUCGGUUUAAAAUUUAACCCCGGGUUAGCCGCCGCUAAUCAGCGUUCAAACAAGUUGGCCAGGGUGAAAAGAGACAGGGUUUGGUGGCCGUUGUGGAGUGUUUUAUAAUUGAGGGUAUAGCAUUUGAGUGAGAAUGAGGCUGAUGCUUCUGAGAUUACAUGUGAUUACAAUUCUGAAACAGCUGGUACUUAUUACCUGAAAGAUUGAAAAUACGUGACGAAAGUAUGGUAGACUAGAGGUAAUCAUUGAUUACGGAUCCGCGUUCGUCACUCACGGAAACGAAAUUCGGCAGUCGCCCGCGAUACCUCGAAAAUGUGUGGCUUUGUAGCACAGGAACACCAAGAUUAGGAUGCGUUUUGACGAACGGAAUAACUAGCUUUAUCUCAUUGUGUGUUAACAGUGUUAACAAGCAGCAGUGGCUUUUCACCGUCAACUGAAUCAGAUCAAGGAAGAGAGGACUCUUUACGGAUCGUCACAAGCUCAGGUGUUCUUAAGGUGGGAUAGUGUUUAUUGUUAAUUAAUAACGCAUUAAUGAAUAGCAACUGAGGUCAAGUAAAUCGGAAAACCCUUGUUUUAAAUACUCUGAAGUCUCUUCUUACUUUUCGAGAAUUUUUGAAUUUUAAACGGUUCUGACGCUAAAACGUAUUUCAUGUUUUAGUGCUGCCCGUGAUUGUACAUUGAGGUGUAUGAGGGUCUCAAUGGGGUGGUGGCUUUUACGGUUAUAGGCUAACAUUUUUGGCUCUAUUACGGCUGUCGGUUAAUUUAUUUCAGUUACGGUUAACAAAAAAGUUAAAAAUUAAUUUCUUUUGUUUCAAAUAGAUAAAUAUCAAUAGACCUGUGUUUUUUGAGUCUUUAAGCAAAAUCAUCUCGAGAUGAAACAAGUUAUUCUUUUGAAGCAUUUUAACAUUUGAUAGAUCAUACUUAUAAGUAUUCCACUUCUAAUAUUAUUUUACCCAUAGAAAUGUCAACGGUUACUUUUACAAAUCUAGGGAACAGUUUCUUUUACGGUUAACCUUUUUUUUACCCUAUUUACGACUAACGGUUAACAUUUUUCAACUUUUACGGCUAUCGACUAAGUUUUUGGACGUUUUACGCCAAUCGGUUAACCCCAUUAAGACUCUCGUAUAGUGCUUGCAUCUUCUAAAUUUGGUCAGCGCCAGCUGGUUUUGAAGAAUUAGUCAGGAGAUUAAAGCCACUAAAAAACGGCGAAAUGUUUUGAAAGAAUAACAAAUUUGUUUAAUCAUGUUCCUAGGAUAAGAAGCAGGUCCUGACCCAUAUAGAGAGAGCUGAGAAAGCAAAAGUAAGUUGAAUGGCAUAUGUAUUGUAGUGUGCGCACGUUGUCCAUUUAAUCAAGGGAAAACAAAUAUGAAAACUUUAAUCAAUGAAAGAUUUCGAAAUUCCAUAGUAUUAACGACUUUCUCAUAGCACAGCCUUAAUUAUGAGUGGGAACAUUGUCAUUUUACUGUAUACAACAGCGAACGCCCUCACAGUAGGACGACAUGAGGGGACUUUUCACAGGAUUGAUGUGUUGUUAGUGUCUCCAGUAUUUGUAGGUUCGCCCACGAAAAUUUAAACAGUGGCCAUAUUGUUCGAGGUGACACUUGAUCUAGAAAUUCGUGUCCGCCAUCAAUCCACGUGCUGCGCGCGCAUGAACUUACAAACCUCGGCUUUGCAGAAAUGUUGAACUUCCCCGCGCGUAAAAGCCAUUAUUAUACAUUGUACCCACUAUCUGUCUUCUCAUUAGCUAAGAGCCUUCAGCAAAUUUUGGUAAUCAGCGCAACCUAGUUAAUCUGUAGGUUGUGCGCGCAAUGCAUGAUUUUCAAUAACAGUAUCAAUUCAAUCAAUCAAUUCUUAUAUUCAGAUGAUCCUGCAGAAUGGGCAAAAUCCCGUAGAGUAUUUGUUGUCAAUUUAUGCUCGAUCUUUAGGCUAUAGUUCCUCAAUUUGUAAAGCCAAAAUAAAAAAUUCAGAUAUGCAAAGAAAACAAAAAGCCACCGUAGUAAGCACGCCUUGGUAUUGACGAACUUUUUUUUCUGUAUGCUAAAACAAAAAUUUAUCAUGGUUGUCUACUUUUUCGUGAUCGUUUUUGCCAUGGUUAGUAAAGCCAACGCAAAAACAAUCAGAUAAUAUUUUCCCUAUUUUUUCACAUAUUUCCAACACUGAGAAUUUGCUUAUUCUUAUUCUUGAUGGUGCCAAAAGGAUUAAUUGAAAUAAAAAUAAAAAUGUGGGGUCACCGCGCUUGGUUUUGAAUCAGGGAAGUGAAGUUAAAAUUACUUCACAAUAUCCUGUGCGCUAAAAGUUUAUUUUUUAAAAUGAAAAAAGAAGACUCUCCAUGAUGCCCCUUUUGACCAAUGAAUCACACCAUCGCACAUCUUUUCACUGAAUGCACAUAAGCCAUUUCGUUCUGGAAAGAGUUUCUAGAUUAGGCCUCGCGCAUGGUGAACUCAAGAAUAUCUCUCUCAAAAAACGAAAUUAUGUUUGGUAUUAUUCAUCAAAUUCUACAUUCUGCUAGCCCUCAAUCAUUUAGUUAUUAUAGGAAAGUAUUUCCUCUAUGUAAAUGCUCUUAACAGCAAAGAUUAUGUCUUGCAUAAAAGAUUAAAGUAGAAAAAUACAUUUCGUGUACGUCCGGCCGUGAAAAGGAAUUAAGACGUAAUUGUCUACUUUCUAUUCUGUGUUUAAAACUCCUAAUUUUCCCCUUAAUUGCGUAACCAUGAAAUUUUUGUAUUAUUAUUAAUUGUUAUUAUCAUGUAAGAUUAGGGUUAAUGUACGUUUUGUUGUAAUUAUAUAAUGGCUGGCAGUAAUUAUUGUAUGCCUUUCUUUUUUCUUUCUUUUGUUUGCAAACGACAUACUGUUAGUUUAAUGUGUAAGCUGUUUCUCACUGUUAGCAUUACGUAUGUAGCUAUAAUUUCUCUUUAUCGCAAUAUUUUGUAUUGUUAGUGUAAUUUGAGUAAGAUUUGAAUAAAGUGAAAAAAAAUAUGGAGACAAUAUACCAUCGUAUCAAUGGUAUGUUGCUCGCGUUUUCUAAAUUUGGUCAGUGCCAGCUGGUUAUGAAGAAUUAGCCAGGAUAUUAAGGCCAGUAAAGUAAAAACGGUGAAUUAUUUUAAAUGAAUAACAAAUUUGUUUAAUCAUCCUAGGACAAGAAGCAGGUCCUGAGCCAUAUGGAGAGAGCUGAGAAGACAAAAGUAAGUUCCGUGGUAUAUUUAACAAUUAUUCCAUGAGCACGCGUUGGACAUGAGGUGGUAAAUAGCCAACGAGGCGCGUAGCGCCGAGUUGGCUAUAACUAUCUCAUAUCCAACAAGCGCGAAUGGAAUUAUUGUUGUAUUAAAUUUUUUAAAACUCCAAACGUCUGGUUAUUACAAAUGAGUUUUAGUAAAUUUCAUUUUAAAUAUUACAAAACGACCGGAUAUUAAUGCAGCUUCCGGUAAACUAAGGGAUAAUCAGAUGACAUGCGCGCCGUUUGCGAAUUUAGUUGAAGGAAAAUCUGAAAGUGAAGGACGCUGUGCUUAAAUUAUUCUCGACAAGUACUGUUUUCGCUUUCCCCCGUUGUGACUGUGAAAUUUGACGCUGGAUACGUCGACCUGAUUGCUCUUCAAUUUCGUUUCCUUCCUCCACUGAAUCGGAGCUGCACAAAGACCUAGCUUCAUUAAUCAAUCAAUUUGAUGUUGUUGUUGUUGUUCAAUAGAAAGCAGUUCGUUUUAUAGACUACGAGUAGUCCCCCAUUUUUCCUCAGGGAGAGUAGAGCGAACGAAACGCGAGCGCGCGUGAAAAUCACCCCACGCGAGAAAAGGCGACACGCGGCGGGCAGAGAGAAAAAUUUUUCUCUCUCCCCACCGCGAGUCGCCUUUUCUCGCGUGGGGUGAUUUUCACGCGCGCUCGCGUUUCGUUCGCUCUACUCUCCCUGAGGAAAAAUGGGGGACUACUCGUAGUCUAUUCGUUGUAGGAUUUACUUGAGGCCUGUUGGUCCAUUAUGGACUUGCGAAAGUGUUAAGAGGUGUAAAAGCUUUUCAAACACGCAGAAAAUCUGCUAAUGGUUUUGAAAACUUAAGGUAAACUUUGUUGUUGUUGUUACACAAUUCAGCUCGACCUACGGAAGAAUUAGGCUUAUAACUUCUUUAAAUUUGUGAGGAAACUUCGGAGUACCAUUAAAUAAUUUCAAACCAAAGUUUGUAGCUUUUUUGUCGCUGCCGGUAUGGCAUUUUUUGUCUUUUUCUGUUGUUUUGUCGGUAGAAAGCUCGCGAAAUCUACUUUUUUGUGUCGCUUUGCCCGAGAGAAACUUUGUUGUUUUCUAUAUAAGAUCAAACUAAGGUAUAUCAGCUGCUAACAGAGGUUAAGUGAACCAAUCAGAAUGCUAGAAGUGCAUUAUCUGAGGUUGAAAAUUUAAUAAAAUAAUAUAUUUUAGUGUGCUCUUGUUGUCCAUUCACUGAAGGGAAAACAAUUAGGACGCCGGGAGGACUUUUUACAGUAUUGUAGAGUUACAGAUACCCUAUUUAUUCGAAUAAGCGCCCAGCCUCGAAUAAGCGCCCACACCCAACCCCACCCCGUUUCACUCCCACUCAAACUCCACUAAGCACCCAUCCCCACCCCAACCUCUUCCCCUUCCCAGAGACUUCCCCGAAGAAAGGGCCAGUUAUUUAAACGGAGUUUAACCAGUGUUUACCAAAACCGCGUUCUAAGUCACUUUCAGCUUGUCCAACGCUUUUAUAUAAACACCAUUUGUCGUGAACAGUUUAACUAGAGCAUAUAGUGUAGACUAGAAAAGUAUUUACCUUCUAAAAUGAACCAAGAGAUUAUAGCCAACCCGUAGUUUUCUUCAGAGGAAUUUACAGAAACCUUGCUUUGUCACAUCUUCGCGUUUUGUUAUUAACAUUUUUUGUUUUGUUGCAAAAUAAACAUACUACACUUGCUGAAAAUGUUAAAAAUUUAAUAAGCGCCCGGCCUGGAAUAAGCGCCCACCUCGAAUAAGCGCCCACUCUCAAGAUCCAAAAACUUAAUAAGCGCCCAGGGCGGUUAAUUGAAUAAAUACGGUAGUUAAGUUAUCGGAAUGGAUAGGAAUUGGCUAGUGAAUGCUGGCAGCAAUACGAGUCCACGCUCAAGCCACGUGCUGCGCGGGCGCGAAUUUAUAAACCUCGGCUUUGCAGGGUCCGUGUGAAAAGCCAUUACUUUACGUUGAUUGUUUUGUCAUCACAAGGCAUAGAGACGAUAAACGAAAAUCAUAAAAAACAGUACCUCGUUUUCUCUUAUUUAGGUUUCUUCUCUUGACAUGAUUUAGGUCUGGAAGAGGCGGUUAUCAGCUAUAACUCAAGUAUUGUAAGGGGCAGUUUAUAUGAUACCGGGAUGACUUUCAUUCCGGAAUAAGUUCGUUCCAGAAAGAACAUCGUACUGCAUUCACAUGUUAAAAUCGAAAGUCUCAGCCUAUGGCGACAAUCUCGCCAUGUUUUCGCACUAGAUAAGAUACGCAUCCGUCACUCGCCCCAGACUACACGAUUGCGAGUUUCAAUGCGGAACGAACUGUGUUUAUAGUUUAAAUGAUUUCAGUUUACAUCACACCCAAACGAAAGUUUCAUUCGGAUUGAAGACCGGACUGAACUCAUUCCGGAAUGACUUGUACGGGAGCAAAAUUUCUUCUCGGUAUCUUCUGAACAGAUGCAAAGAAAGAUACGAAGAUGGCAUGAACUUGUUGCGGAAUUAAAGUUAUUCCGGUUUCAUGUAAACAGCCCCUAAGGUGUGUAGACUGAUGGAUCUUUAUUUACCUUCUAAAUAAAUACAGGCGUCAAGAGGCCCUCUACACAAGGCUGCUAUUAGUGGACAAUGCGAGACGGUCAAAAUGCUUCUUGACAAUGGUGAAGAUGUGGAUCAAAGAGAUCAGGUUUUAUUUUAGUGUUUUUGGUUAUCAGGUAAAGAAUUUGAUGGGUAAUAUGGACCUUAAGGUGGCUCGACUGGAUUUUUUGGGGUUGAUACCUCCCAACUUUGAGCAUUAACUACGUCGGCAUGAGUAAAGAUAUGGAAAAAAGGUUACCACAACUGUAUUAUAUAAAGAUGAAAAUUUCUUAUGAUCUGGGUUUUCUUGCAAUCGGAGUCGCCAUGGCAACGUAAUGACGCCAUUACGUUUUUCAUUUAUCUUUGUGUUUCUCUGUUCCAGGAGUUUUUUGAAGAAAUCGCUUUAGGGAGUAUGUACCUGCUAUAAUUGCCGCCAUUAUGGCAUAGUUUAAACAAAUUCUAUGAGAGCGUUUUCGAAAUAUUUUGAAAUGUAGUUUUAAGAAUAAUAAAAACGGUGAAAUAGCAUGCUAGCCACACAAUUCGCUAAUAUUUUAAGAAAAUGAUAAGCUUUGGGAACGAGGCGUCAUCUCAUAGUGGUUUGAUUCCAUUGAAAACUGCAUACAAAAAAAGAGGGGAAUUGCUCUGGGCGAUCGCGAGUAAGAAGAAUUUUAUUAACUUGCACUCAGCUGCUUUUGAUACAGUUUUGGACGUAAUUUGGUCCAAGCCUAAAAAUUUCGCAUUUUCCAAAAACCGCUCGAUAAAUUUUUUUUAUAAAUUCGACAAUCCCGAGAUCAAUUGUCAAGAAAUAUUCCCUGCAAGUUUCAAGAACAUUGAAAAUAGGGAAGGCUUUUAAAUAGGGCCUCAAAUAUGACCAAUUUUCCCCCCAGAUUUUGUGUUUACAAGUUAGCGUCCUUAUUAUUCACUGGCAUUGUUUUCAAGUUUCAUAUGCACGUGCACAACUAGCAAAAGAUAUAAAUUUGCAUCAAAAAGAACUCUCGAUUAUUUUCCGAAGAAAUAUCCGGAAUAUUCUAAUAAUUGGCUUGACGUCACAGAUAGCAGUGAGAGCCGAAACGGUGAACGUCACGGCUCAUCGUCUAGGAUGGAAUAUUUAAUUAUCUUACUCGGGUUAUAACAUCACAGAAACUCUCACAAAGAGUUGCUCUGAUGUUAUAAUGUAUCAUUAAUCUCUUUACCCGGUAAUUAGCAUAUCCCGGAGAUUUAACCGAGGGUCCUUUUUGAUGCAAAUUCUAUCUUUUUGCUAAAUGUGCACGUGUAUAUGAAACUUGAAAACAAUGCCAGUGAAUAAUGAGGACGCUCACUUGUAAACACAAAAUCUGGGGGGAAAAUUGGCUAUAUUUGAGGCCCUAUUUAAAAGCCUUCCCUAUUUUCAAUGUUCUUAAAACUUGCAGGGAAUAUUUCUUGACAAUUGAUCUCGGGAUUGUCGAAUUUAUAAAAAAAUUUAUCGAGCGGUUUUUGGAAAAAUGCGAAAUUUGUAGGCAUGGACCAAAUUACGUCCAAAAACUGUAUCAAAGGUAGCUAAAUGCAAGUUAAUAAAAUUAUUCUUACUCGCGAUCGCCCAGAGCAAUUCCCCUCUUUUUUCGUAUGCAGUUUUCAAUGGAAUCAAACCACUAUGAGAUGAAGCCUCGUUCCCAAAGCUUAUCAUUUUCUUAAAAUAUUAGUGAAUUGUGUGGCUAGCAUGCUAUUUCACUGUUUUUAUUAUUCUUAAAACUACAUUUCAAAAUAUUUCGAAAACGCUCUCAUAGAAUUUGUUUAAACUAUGCCAUAAUGGAGGCAAUUAUAGCAGGUACAUACUACCUAAAGCGAUUUCUUCAAAAAACUCCUGGAACAGAGAAACACAAAGAUAAAUGAAAAACGUAAUGGCGUCAUUACGUUGCCAUGGCGACUCCGAUUGCAAAAAAACCCAGAUCAUAAGAAAUUUUCAUCUUUAUAUAAUACAGUUGUGGUAACCUUUUUUCCAUAUCUUUACUCAUGUCGACGUAGUUAAUGCUCAAAGUUGGGAGGUAUCAACCCCAAAAAAUCCAGUCGAGCCACCUUAAAGCUGGUCUAAGCUGGUCUAAGCCGCUUUAGGGCAGCAUUGUAUGAUUAUCUGUUCCCAACCCGACGCCUAGCUUUUCUUCGCUCGAUAUUGGAGUCAGCUGGGUCGAGUUCCUAGCCUUUUUCGUAAGGAAACUUAUCGUUAAUUCUUCAACAAUUGUUGCGUUUUGGGAUAUAGGCUGUAAAGUUCUGUUUCAAAAUUGAUUUGUCAGAGAGACGUUUAUCUAUGGGUUGACCUUUGAAAGAAUUUCAAGAAAUCAAAUAAAAAGGAUGUAAGAUAGUCUUAAGCUUACUGGGAAACUGAGUCCAACAAUGUCGAAUAAUUUUGUUAGUUCCCUGUUAUAACCUUCACUUGCUCUGUUUAUCUUUUCGUUAGUUUUCUCUGACUCCUCUUCAUCUUGCCUGUUGGUAUGGACAGGAAUCUGUUGUCAAAUUGUUGUUAGAACAGGGUGCGAACGUCAACGCUGAAGACAGAGUAAGUUCAGUCGAUGGUUAAACGUUUCUGACCUUGAAUAAAGAGGCUUUUUUUAAAUUAGCUGUCGUUCUGUAAGCGAAAGUAAGAUUAAGGAUUUAUUAAUUGAAAUUUCACAUCUCUUAAACCCCUUGCAAUGUGAAAUUGGCGUUUUAUAACAGCUUAGGUUUUUGUAACCUCGCGUUGCAUCUCUAAUUUUAGUUAUAUUCUUCUCUUUUUAUGUAUGAAAAUGAUACAAAAAAAGCACUGAAAGAGUUAAAGCUCUAAAGUGUGAAAAAACAACAACGGAAUAAUGAAAUAAAAUACUGUUGAAUUUGAAAACAACAUGUUUGGCGAUUAAUUUUGACAAGAGUGAAAUACUUUUAAUGGUAAUCUUGUUUCACAGAAGGAAACCUAACUCGCCUUCUUUUUAAAAUAUUAAAUUGGCUUUGUUGUUUAAUAUAAUGGCGCUCGUCCUUGGUAUUGCGUGUUUUUUUUUUAUAAAUCAAUAACACAACCAGGAUAACAAAUUACUAUUUGCUUCACUUUUUCUAGUUUCAACGUACCCCUCUGCAAAAAGCGGAACGCCACAAUCACUACACCAUUGUGCAGUUACUCGUGAACAGUAAUGCAAGGCCAAGUUACCAACAACCGGUAAGAUAUACACUUUAAGGGUGUGCCUGGCUUUCGGUGAAUUAAAGACGAGCCUUCCAUUCAACGGAGAUUCAACACGUUAAGUAAAAUGAUUGGGAAUUGAAGCCUUCAAGACUUUGAAAAUAGCAAAAUGGCCAGAGAAAUGACGCACCUGUAGAAAUCAUUCAGUGAAUUUAUUGUUUCAUUAUCAUGAAAGUUAUGCUGUUAGAGUGGCAGGUAAUAAUUGCCCUUUUUUUCGAUUUUUGUCUACUGAGUGAAUAGUAAUAAAUCUACUGGUUGUUGUGUCGGUUUUUAAAACUCUCGUGGCGAGAAAGGAGCACAAACAACAAGAAAUCUGGACAAGUGAGUGUGCUCGAGGGUUCCUUCUAGGACAUUCAAGGGGCCAAAAAAGCAGGAUAGCAGCGCGCUGCUUUACAAAUCAGUACUACAAAAAAGUGGAUAAAUCGGUGCACACUCCGACUAAUUUCUCAAAGAAACUAGAUUUACAAUGUGAUACUCUACUUGAUUUUUAGGUACAGUAUGAAGGGGUAUUUUAAGCAUUAUUUGAAGUGUACGACGUGUUUCGGAUGUAUCAGUAUCUAUCGCUAGUUCACAUAAUUGUGACCUUAUAUAAAGUUUGAUAACUAACUUUAUGGAUCAUAAUGUUGAAUGUGAUUACGAUUUAAUUUACUUGAAGACUCUUAUUUUCAUGUUCUCUGUCAUUUAUCUUGAUUUCCAUCCACCUUUUGAGUUGUAUUAGCGAAGUUAAUUACAUAAAAUUAUGAUAAUUGUAAUUAGUUAGUCAGAGUGUUUUUACUCGAACCGUGAAAUAGGUAGUAGAAUACUACGCAAUAUUUGUUAGUAUCUGUUUCACGCUUCAAGUAAAAUCACGGCUCUAUAAUGAUCACCUUUUGCAAUGAUCAUCCUUCGUUGUCUAUCUUUAUGUAUGAUUACAAUUUUAUGAACUUUAGUAACCUGACCAUGGAUGUUGAUGUAUCCCAAGCGCGUCGGUUGUGUUCUUUAAAUGUUCAAUUUUCAUUUGACUACUACUGAAUUUCGAUGAACGAUAAAUUAUAUGUGCUAUAUUUUUAUCACCUCAGUUAGAUUCAGAUUCUAGGUAAGUACACUGACUCGUUUUAACUUCUUGCUUGUAGUUAAGUUUAAAGUCACUUGCGGAGAAGGCAUUCUUGCGUGUGGAUACUUGGUCGGGAUUUAACAUGUUCACAGCGGCUGUCGUUGAAGGAAAUUACAACGUUAUUUUGAAGACGCACGGGCUACUCAGUGAUGUAGAAAUAAUGAUGACAGCAGUAGAUGAUACUCUCGCAAAUCUUAAAACCAAAAUGCCUGGUCAUCGCAAAAUUGAAAGCCUUUACCAAGAGACAGUGGAUAAAGUCAAUUCACUGUCAGAGCUACACCGGUGUAAACCCGGUAAUGAUGCGGAGAAGGCAGUAGAGCUUGUGUUACGUGAUGGCCUGGAUAUAAACACCCCUGCAUUGUGCAAUCGCACACCCUUGUUGUGGGCGAGUCUUUCAUCUUCUGGUGAGUUUAUUGAGACCCUUAUCGACCUUGGUGCUAACGUUAACGCUCAAAGAACUGAUGACAAAGAUACACCUUUGACCUUAUCUACUUAUUGGGACAACUUCAUGACAGUGUUCUUGCUUUUGGAUCAUGGAGCUGAUGCUAAUAUCGCUGCAGCUGAUGGAUGUACUCCACUGCACUUGGCAGUGAUCAAGGGUAGCCAAAACCUUGUCAAAUUAUUUCUGGAAAAGAACGCGUUAGUAAAUACUCAGAAUGCUGAUGGCGAUUCACCACUGCACACAGCUGUCAGCAACGGAUUUUUUGAUAUUACCAAGCUUCUGAUUAAAAAGGGAAGCAACGUCAACCUUCUAAAUAAAGAAGGAAGAACCCCUCUUUUUCUUGGUGUAAAGAACAAACAUGAACAGCUCAUCAAACUCUUGACUGAAAACAAGGCUGAUGUAAGUAUUGGAUACAAGGAAAACUCUACAGAAAUGAGGUACAUU